ACAUUAAAAAAAAAAUUACAAAUUUAAACAUAUAUAUCUUUUUGUAUUUAAAUUUUUCUUUUGUAAGAAUUUCAAUUCCUAAAAAUAUUUUCACAUAUUUAUAGUAUUUACACAUAUAUAUAGUCGAUUAAUCCAACUAAACUUCAAGUACAUGGUUUGACUAAUUGAUAAUUCGGCCUUAUCUAUUGUUGUAAAUGGAAUUUUUAUUUCUAUACAUGGGUAAACAUAUAAAUCGGUUUUAAGUCCUUAAGAAGGUGACAAGUAUUACAGUGUUAAUUACCUUAAUCAAAAAUUUAUAUGGUGCAGUGAUAACCGACCGGUAGCAUUUUCCAUAUUACCAUGCAUGUCUCCCAUUAUAAUGUGGGAGAUAAUUAACAAAAUACAAAAUUUUGUACAAAUAUACAAAUUUAUUUAAGUAGAGAAAUUACAUUUAUAAACGUAAUGUUAUACCUUCACUUACUAUGGUUUUCAUGUUUGAAUUUCUAAGGAAUGAAGCAAAAUUUAUACAAGACUUUAUCGCAAAGGUAUCAAAUAAACUUGGUGUUGCGCAGUUAAACAUUUCAGAGGACCUUUUUGGUAUGGAUUCACGACUAGAGAAACUAAAUGUUUGUGUUUGUGCUUCAUCAUUGGAUCAUGUUCACUUUAUUGGAAUUUGUGGGUUGGGCGGAAUUGGGAAGACAACUCUUGCCAAAGCUUAUUAUGAUUGGACGUCUUCUCAAUUUGAAGGUUGCAGCUUCCUUACAAAUAUUAGAGAAGUUUGUGAAAAGAAGGAAAAUGGUCUUGUGUAUUUGCAAAAUCUUCUCCUUUCAGAUAUUCUAAAUGGUUUGCCUACAGAAGUAAGGGAUAUUCAUAAAGGAAUGGACAUGAUAAGAAGUAAGUUAUGCCAUAAGAAAGUACUUGUUGUCCUUGAUGAUGUUGACAAAUUAGACCAGCUAAAAGCAUUAGCUGGGAAAAAUAAUUGGUUUGGCUCUGGAAGUAGAAUAAUUGUAACUACUAGGGACGAAAGUCUGCUUCUAAGUACAUAUAUAGAGUGUAGAAUAUAUAGAGUUGAGGAAUUGAGUUAUAGCGAAGGUCUUCGACUUUUUUCUCACAAAGCCUUCAAAAGUACUCAUCCUUCAAAGCAAUAUGAGAAGUUGUCUAAACAAGUGAUAGCUUUUGCUGACGGUCUUCCACUAGCUUUAGAAGUACUAGGUUCCUUUUUAUGUGGAAAAAGUGUAAAUCAAUGGGAAAGUGCUUUGGAUAGGCUGAAGGAGUAUCCAAACAAGGAGAUUACGAAAGUACUUCAAAUCAGUUUUGAUGGACUUGAGGAAAUAGAGAAAAGUAUUUUCCAAGAUAUUGCAUGUUUCUUCAAUGGAUUUGAAAAAGACAAUAUUAUUCAAAUUAUGGAUAGUUGUGGUUUCUUUCCAGAAAUCGGGAUAAGAGUUCUUAUUGAUAAAUCUCUCCUCCAUGUUGACAAUGAUAACAAAGUUCGGAUGCAUGACUUAUUGCAAGAGAUGGGAAAGGAAAUUGUUCGGGCAAAAUCUCGCAAUGAACCAGGAAGAUGCAGUAGAAUAUGGAAUUAUGAUGAUUUAUGUCAUGUUUUAGAGCAUAACACGGGAACAAAAGUGGAAGCCAUAGUAUGCUGUUUUCUAGAACCGAAGAAACUGGUUUGCGAUUUUGAAGCCUUCUCAAACAUGAAGAAGUUAAGAUUGCUCAUUCUUCAGAAUCUUGUCUUGGAAAUGAGAGAUGGUCCAACACUGAAUAUUGAACAUCUUUCUAAAGAGUUACGAUUCCUUAGGUGGCAUGAAUUUCCUGCCAAAUAUUUGCCAUCAAAUUUCCAACGAGGUGGACUUGUUGAAUUGAAGUUGUGGUUGAGCAAACACGUUUGGAACAACGCUAUCAAGUAAAUACCAUUAGAAUUUCUUUCUUGUUCUUUGCUAAUCUGUUUUGGAAAAUAUAUAUUUUGUCUGACGAAAUAACUAAAUUUUUUUCUCUUUUCAAUACAACAGCCUUUAAACAAUUUGAAAACCAUCGACAUAAGUUAUUCAACAAAUUUAAGAAAGUUUGAAGACUUUGGGGUGGUUCCAAAUCUAGAGAAGUUGAUUCUUGUAGCUUGUGUAAAUCUAUCGGAGAUUCACCCAUCCAUCACACUUCUUGAAAGGCUUACUAUCUUGAACCUGAAAGCUUGCAUUCGUCUACAAAAUCUUCCAACAAGCAUGGGUAGUCUGAAAUCUCUCAAAGUUCUAAACCUUGAAGGUUGUGUAAGCCUUACCAACUUACCAGAGGACUUGCGGCUUUUAAAUAGUUUAGAGGAGCUCAAUUUGAGAGGCAUUUCUGUAGAAGACAGAGAUCUACCAUCUUCCAUUGCACUUCUUGAAAACCUUAAAACACUAUCUUGUUGCGGAGGACGACAAUGGAACAAUAUGAUGAAUAUCAUUGUUGGAAGAGGUCUCUCAUCAUCGGCUGGUCUUUUUUCUUUGAAAAAGUUGGAACUAGUCAGCUGCGGUCUUGGGAAUGGAGCAUUUCCUGAAAAUUUUGGCUGCUUAGUUUCUUUAGAAUAUUUAAACCUUAGCAAUAAUGAUUUUUCUCACCUACCUGUCAGUCUCAAUAAACUAUCCAAGCUUAGGUUUAUUGA
Messenger RNA from Ziziphus jujuba (common jujube), 2614 nucleotides. RefSeq names its product disease resistance protein RUN1-like. Gene Ontology annotation, biological process: defense response. Lineage: Eukaryota; Viridiplantae; Streptophyta; Magnoliopsida; Rosales; Rhamnaceae. The transcript is spliced from 2 exons. Gene Ontology annotation, molecular function: ADP binding. Bases 462 to 1886 code for a protein of 474 amino acids. The record is from RefSeq and is a predicted model, not a curated record.